AUGGCGGCGAAGCUCGUCCUCCGCGUCGUCGACGUCGUCCUCGCGGUGCUCGCGCGUCUCCUCUUCCUCCUCUUCGCGUAUUCGUGCGGGUGGAGCCUUCUCACGAAGGCUGAACUCGACGCCGCGCGAUGGAGCGCGGACGACUCGAGGCCGCCAAUCGAAGACGCGAGCGCGCUCUUCCUUCACGAUCUCGACGAUCUCGACGAUCUCGACGACGACGACGACGCGAAGAAGAAGAGGAAGAGGGAGAAGGCCGACGCCGAGCUCGAGGACCGCGUCGCCGCGAUGCUCCGCGCGCGCGGGUCAUCGUCCACGCCGCACCUCGACGGCGUCACGCUCGACGACCACCUGUCGCACGUCGCGUCGAUCCUGAAGCGAUGGCGCGCGCCGCGCUCGAUCGUCGUCGCGGGGCUCGCGCACACCGCGUUCGGGAGCGAGUUCCUCCCGGUGCGCGCGAUGCCGUUCGCGUCGCGGCGCGUCGCGGAGGAGACGUGCGGGGCGUGGGCGGAGCGCAUGAUGUUCUUGUACGGCACGGCGUCGCAGAGCAAGCUGUACCGCGCGGUGAUGCGCGAGAGGGAGGACGAGGAGGAGGAGGAGGACGACGACGCGAGGAAGAAUUCGCCGCAUCAUCACCGCUUCGAGGUGACCAACGUGUACACGAACGAGACGAUGCCGCUGACGCACGCGGAGGCGGGGUUCCUCCUCAUGAUGCACGCCGCGGACGUCGCGUCGACGAUCUUCGCGUCGAAGAAGAACUUGCGGAUCAAGACGCACCCGACCGCGCGGACGUAUUACCGCGGCGCGUUCGCGAUACACGCGCUGCGACGCGCGGCGCGACGACUCGCCGCGGCGGAGGCGUCCGAGGAGGGCCCGUUCGUGGGCAGGAAGGAAAAGGUCGACGCGUACGCCGCGCUCGCGGCGGCGUGCGAGACGGACGCGGUGCGAGAGAUCGUCGACGCGUCCAUGCCGCGGCUGCAGGAGCCCACGCUGGAGAGGAGGACGAGGCGAUUGCGCGGCGCGUGGACCGACGCGUGGUGCGCGUUUCGAUGCGUCGGGGUGAUCGACAUGGAGACGUGGCUGCCGUGGGGGGACCCAUUCGCGUAGGCAGUCGUCAGUGGAGGUGCCCAGCAUAAACCUUUUAACCCUCCUACAUGUAUCCCUAACCCUAAUAAACCCCAACCCUAGUACCCC
This is a messenger RNA of Micromonas pusilla CCMP1545, 1191 nucleotides long. RefSeq lists its product as uncharacterized. Bases 1 to 1104 code for a protein of 367 amino acids. Lineage: Eukaryota; Viridiplantae; Chlorophyta; Mamiellophyceae; Mamiellales; Mamiellaceae. The transcript has 2 exons. The record is from RefSeq and is a predicted model, not a curated record.